Messenger RNA from Myotis myotis, 342 nucleotides. Its product is annotated as E3 ubiquitin-protein ligase RBX1-like. Lineage: Eukaryota; Metazoa; Chordata; Mammalia; Chiroptera; Vespertilionidae. Gene Ontology annotation, biological process: protein ubiquitination; ubiquitin-dependent protein catabolic process. Gene Ontology annotation, cellular component: cullin-RING ubiquitin ligase complex; nucleus. The coding region runs from base 13 to 342 and encodes 109 amino acids. Gene Ontology annotation, molecular function: cullin family protein binding; zinc ion binding; ubiquitin protein ligase activity. The record is from RefSeq and is a predicted model, not a curated record. The transcript has a single exon.
UGUGUUUCCAAAAUGGCGGCAGCGAUGGAUGUGGAUACCCCCAGCAGCACCAACAGCGGCGAGGGCAAGAAGAGCUUUGAAGUGGAAAAGUGGAACCCACUAGCCCUCUGGGCCUGGGACAUCAUUGUGGUUGAUAACUGUGCCAUCUGCAGGAACCAGGUUAUGGAUUUUUGCAUAGAAUGUCAGGCGGGCCUGGUAUCUGCCACUUAUGAAGAGUGCACCAUUGGGAGGGGAUUUUGUAAUCAUGCUUUUCACUUCCACUGCAUCUCUCGUUGGCUCAAAACACGGCCCGUGUGUCCGCUGGACAAUGGAGAGUGGGAAUCCCAAAAGGAUGGGCACUAG